UUCAAGUUUAAUAAUUUGGGUCCCAAAAAAUUUAAUUUUAUGUUAAUAACACUUCUGUAAUGGUUUUUAUCCAUUUGUGUGUCUGUGAUUAUUAUUUAAGCUAUUUUUUGGUUUUAAUUGAGUGAGAGUUGUGCCAACUUAGGAGCGGCCAUUUUUAUAACCAAAAACUAGUGAUUGAAGCGGUGAUAAAAAUGGUUAGCUUUGUGCACUAGUGUUUGAAAAUAAUGUAUUUAAAUGAAAUUAGAGUCUGAAUUAUGUUGAUUGGAUCGUAAUUGUGGUGUCUUUGGUGUGUUUUCGUGCGUUGCUGACGCUUUUUCAAAAGUGAGGUUAGGUCAUUUCGUUCCUGUCUCAAAAUAAGCCAAAAUGCCGCGUAUUAUGAUAAAAGGGGGCGUUUGGCGCAACACUGAGGAUGAGAUCCUCAAGGCCGCUGUUAUGAAAUAUGGGAAAAACCAGUGGUCUCGAAUCGCUUCGCUCCUCCACCGGAAGUCAGCAAAACAGUGUAAAGCCCGUUGGUUCGAAUGGUUGGACCCCAGUAUCAAAAAAACGGAAUGGUCUCGCGAAGAGGACGAAAAACUCCUCCAUUUAGCCAAACUAAUGCCGACACAGUGGCGCACAAUAGCCCCCAUAAUCGGGCGCACGGCCGCUCAGUGUCUCGAACGCUACGAGUACCUCCUCGACCAAGCCCAGAAGAAGGAGGAAGGGGAGGAUGUGAGUGACGACCCCCGGAAACUCAAACCGGGGGAAAUUGACCCCAAUCCGGAAACGAAGCCUGCAAGGCCCGACCCCAAAGACAUGGACGAGGAUGAACUGGAAAUGCUCUCAGAAGCCCGCGCCCGAUUGGCCAACACCCAAGGCAAAAAAGCGAAACGAAAAGCGCGCGAAAAACAACUCGAAGAAGCGCGUCGAUUGGCAGCCCUGCAAAAACGUCGCGAACUUCGCGCCGCUGGCAUCGAAGUAAAUUCUCGACGCAAGAAAAAACGCGGUGUAGACUACAACGAAGAAAUACCAUUUGAAAAGCGUCCAGCAAUCGGUUUUUAUGACACAUCUAAUGAACUAGUCGAUCCAAUGGCCCCCGAUUUUCACAAAAUGCGCCAACAGCACCUCGACGGCGAACUGCGCAGCGAACAAGAGGAGCGCGAACGUCGCAAAGACAAGCAAAAAUUAAAACAACGCAAAGAGAACGACAUACCCCAAGCCAUGCUCGGCGGGGGGCACCAAGAACCACCGAAAAAGCGCUCCAAAUUGGUACUUCCCGAACCCCAAAUCACCGAUUUGGAGUUGCAACAAGUGGUGAAGUUGGGUAAAGCGAGUGAAGUUGCACGUGAAGUAGCCUCCGAGAGUGGCAUCGAGUCGACUGAUACACUUUUCAACGAUUAUUCGAUAGCCCCCCAGGCGGGGGCGACGCCCCGAACACCAGCCCCCCAAACCGAUCGCAUCCUCCAAGAGGCCCAGAAUGUCAUGGCAUUGACUCAUGUCGAUACCCCACUCAAAGGUGGGGUCAAUACCCCACUUCACAAUUCCGAUUUUUCAGGGGUUUUACCACAAGCGCUCACUGUUGCUACCCCUAAUACGGUUUUGACGACUCCUCAAACACCUCAAACGCCAGGGUUUGCGACCCCUCAAAGUUUCACCCCUUCGGUUCGUGAUAAGUUGAGUAUUAAUGUUGAGGAAGGGGGGCACACACCAGUGGUACAAAAUACAGUUAAGGAACAGUUAAGAUUGGGGUUGAGUAGUCUUCCGAGCCCCAAAAACGACUAUGAAAUUGUCGUUCCUGAACAUGAAGAAGAAGAAGAGGAAAAAAUUGAAAAUAUUGUUAAUAAUAUUGAAGAUCAAGCCGAUAUUGAUGCUCGUGCGGUGGAAGAGGCACGAAUUAGGGCUAUUCAAGAGUUGGCAUUGCGUUCGCAGGUGAUUCAAAGGGGGCUGCCGCGCCCCCAUGAUGUCAAUUUAGCCGUUUUACGGCCGGGUCAUGAAUCCCACUCAUUAACAGAAUUGCAAAAAGCCGAAGAAUUGAUCAAGUGUGAAAUGGUGACAAUGUUACAAUAUGACAACUUGAAAAAUCCAAAUGUUACUAAACGUUCAGCUUUGGCACAAGCACAACAGUUGGCAUUCCUGGAACAGCAUCCUUACGACGAUUUUAAAUCCGAUGAUUUAAAAAUGGCCAAACAAUUACUCAAACGUGAAAUGGAAGUGGUUAAAUAUGGAAUGGGGCAUGGGGAGUUGCCCCUGGAGGCCUACACUCAAGUGUGGGAGGAGUGUCUCGGACAGGUGCUUUUCGUCCCCAAUUUGAAUAAAUACACAAGGGCGAAUUUGGUGUCGAAAAAAGAGAGGUUAGAAUCAGCGGAGAAAAAAUUAGAACAGAAUCGCUCCCAUAUGGCGAGAGAGGCGAAAAAAGCGGCGAAAAUGGAGAAAAAAUUGAAGAUUUUGACUGGGGGCUAUCAAUCGAGGGCGCAGGCCCUUAUUAAACAACUGCAGGAUUAUUUCGAUCAAAUUGAUCAAGCCAAUUUGGAGUUGAAUACGUUCAAGUUUUUGCAAGAGCAGGAAAAGGCGGCUUUGCCGAGGCGUAUACAGUCGCUCACGGAGGAUGUUAAUCGGCAAAUGGAGCGGGAGAAAGUGUUGCAAGGGCGUUAUGGGGAGUUGCAAGGUCAGAUAAAGGAGUUGCAAGGUGAGUUGGAGAAGUUGCAACAGGAGAUUGAAGUUGUAAGUGGGGAACAGGAGAGUGGGGGGGUGUGAUUAAAAUGAAUAAAUUGAGU
Tribolium madens (black flour beetle) is the source of this 2750-nucleotide messenger RNA. RefSeq names its product cell division cycle 5-like protein (gene Cdc5). Gene Ontology annotation, biological process: regulation of transcription by RNA polymerase II; mRNA splicing, via spliceosome. The coding region runs from base 364 to 2730 and encodes 788 amino acids. The transcript has 4 exons. Gene Ontology annotation, molecular function: DNA-binding transcription factor activity, RNA polymerase II-specific; RNA polymerase II transcription regulatory region sequence-specific DNA binding. Lineage: Eukaryota; Metazoa; Arthropoda; Insecta; Coleoptera; Tenebrionidae. Gene Ontology annotation, cellular component: spliceosomal complex; Prp19 complex. The record is from RefSeq and is a predicted model, not a curated record.